AUAAUUUAAAAAAAUUAUUUAACGAGUUCGGAGCAUGAAAUUAACAAUAAAAAAUGAAGCUUCAGAACAAUAAAUACCUUAGAAAAUAUAGUUUUCAUUUAUUAUUGUUUUCAUUGAUUAUAUUUUAAUUAAUAAAAAUUCAAUAUACCGCAGAGCGAGCCUUAAUAGUAUCGUUUUCUGCUAACUGUUCUCACAACGAAGGGAGGGUUACAUACGUUUACAUCGCAUCAAAGGAGAACAGUUGUUAAUUAAAAAUGAACAGUAAGAAAGUGAAAAAGUAUUGUUCUGUGCCAGGUUGUAAAAUAACCGACAACAAUACAAUAGUGCAUAGGCUACCCUUAGACCCCGGUAUGGCAUAUAAAUGGUCAGUUGCAAUCGGAGUUAAAAAACUAACCCCGUGGUUGACAGUUUGUGGUCAACACUUCAACAGUAGUGAUUAUAAAACUAGUGCUCAAAAAAAAUUAAGAAGUACAGCUGUUCCUACCUUAAAUCUCCCUGAUAAACUUUUGACUGAAGUCAAAAAAGAUAAAAAUUUAGCUGUCAAACGCCAAAACCGAUUAGAAGAAAGGAAUGCCAAAAAAAUAGUGUUAGGCAAUAGCUUACCAGAUAAUGUACUUAAUCAAGAAAAUAAUGAACUGAACCAAGACGUACAGUAUCCAAACUUAUCAGAUGAUUUAGCAGCAACAUAUAAUGAAAAUUUGGAAAAUGAUAAUUUCAUAGACAACUUGGAAGUUUGCCCUCUGUUAGCUAAUACUACUCAGGACAAUCUAGAGGUUCGUCUCCCACUGGUCAAUACUACUCAGCAUAAUAUUAUGAAGAACACUGAAACUUGUAAUAAUUGUAAGUGUAAUGAUAAAAGUGGAGUGACUAAUCGAGUGAUGAAAAUCGAUAAGAGUGUGCAAGUGAAUUCAAGUUUUCUUUUGGAUUAUUUGAAUACUGAUGCCAAACUAAGUGCAUUCACUGGAUUAACAUCUCACAGUCUUCUUACAACAUUAGAAACUUGCAUAAGGAAAUUAAGAGAACAUUACCAAAACAAGACACGCAUUUCCAUCAAAGAUAAUAUAGUUCUAGUGUUCAUUAAAUUAAAACAAAAUAUGACUUUCGUUGCACUAAGUGCUUUAUUUAAAAUAUCCAGUGCAGUGUGUAAAAAAUAUUUUGUUUGGUGUUUACAUGAAUUACAUGCUGUACUAAAAACAUUAGUGAGAUGGCCUGGAAGGGAAGAAAUUUUGCAAAAUAUGCCAAAAUGUUUUAAAAAGUAUACAAAUACAAGAGUUAUAUUAGAUUGCAUGGAAAUAAGAAUAAAGCAAUCCAAGUGUCUAAAGUGUAGAAUUCAAACUUAUUCUAAUUAUAAAUCAUGCCACACAGUGAAAGUAAUGUUGGGUGUUACACCAUCUGGUAUGAUUUCAUUUGUUAGCAAAUGUUAUGGAGGUCGAGUGUCUGAUAAAAUGAUAUUCAAUAAAUCACAUUUAAUGGACAGAAUGAAGAGAGGAGUCGAUGCAAUUAUGGUUGACAAAGGCUUCCUAAUUGACCGAGAAUGUGCUGAAAAUGAUGUUAAAUUAAUAAGACCUCCAUUUUUGAAAAAGAACCGUCAAUUUACUAAUGAAGAAGCGAAUAUGAAUGCUGCUGUAGCUGCUGCCAGGGUUCAUGUUGAACGCAGGAUUCAAAGAAUUAGACAAUAUGAUAUUUCAACAGGACCUUUGAAUACUCAACUAGUUCCAUACAUUAAUCUUAUUUUAAAAGUGAUAUGUGGAAUAACCAAUUUAUAUGCACCAAUUUUGGCAAUGAAUAAAUUCAUAGGACAUGAUUAAUUGUGAAAUACUAUUUUUAUAUUCAAAUAUAAUUAUAUUUUUAUUAAUAAUAAAA
This is a messenger RNA of Trichogramma pretiosum, 1863 nucleotides long. RefSeq lists its product as uncharacterized. NCBI's taxonomy places the organism in Eukaryota, Metazoa, Arthropoda, Insecta, Hymenoptera, Trichogrammatidae. The coding region runs from base 255 to 1808 and encodes 517 amino acids. The record is from RefSeq and is a predicted model, not a curated record. The transcript has 3 exons.